Molecule: messenger RNA, 765 nt
Organism: Fusarium keratoplasticum
Lineage: Eukaryota; Fungi; Ascomycota; Sordariomycetes; Hypocreales; Nectriaceae
Product: 60S ribosomal protein L2
Exons: 5
Coding region: 1-765 (254 amino acids)
Biological process (GO): cytoplasmic translation
Cellular component (GO): cytosolic large ribosomal subunit; ribosome
Molecular function (GO): RNA binding; structural constituent of ribosome
Source: RefSeq, a predicted model, not a curated record
AUGGGUAGAGUCAUUCGCAACCAGCGCAAGGGUCGUGGAUCCAUUUUCACGGCCAACACGCGCCUGAACAAGGCUCCCGCCAAGUUCCGCAACCUCGACUACGCCGAGCGCCAUGGCUACCUCCGAGGUGUCGUCCGCGAGAUCGUUCACGAUGCUGGUCGAGGUGCUCCCCUCGCCAAGGUCGUGUUCCGCCACCCCUACCGAUUCAAGCAGGUCACCGAGACCUUCAUCGCCAACGAGGGCAUGUACACCGGCCAGUUCAUCUACGCCGGAAAGAAGGCUGCCCUGACCGUCGGCAACGUCCUUCCCCUCGGUGAGAUGCCUGAGGGUACCGUCGUCUCGAACGUCGAGGAGAAGAUUGGCGACCGUGGUACUCUCGGCCGCACCUCCGGCAACUACAUCACCAUUGUCGGCCACAACCCCGAUGAGGGCAAGACCCGCAUCAAGCUCCCCUCCGGUGCCAAGAAGGUUGUCCACUCCAAGUCCCGAGGAAUGAUCGGUAUUGUUGCUGGUGGUGGCCGAACCGACAAGCCCCUCCUGAAGGCUUCUCGUGCCAAGCACAAGUUCGCUGUCAAGCGCAACAGCUGGCCCAAGACCCGUGGUGUUGCCAUGAACCCCGUCGACCAUCCCCACGGUGGUGGUAACCACCAACAUAUUGGUAAGGCUUCUACCAUCUCCCGAUACGCCGCCCAGGGUCAGAAGGCCGGUCUUAUCGCUGCCCGGAGGACGGGUCUUCUCCGUGGUACCCAGAAGACGAAGGAGUAA